Molecule: messenger RNA, 1476 nt
Organism: Apaloderma vittatum (bar-tailed trogon)
Lineage: Eukaryota; Metazoa; Chordata; Aves; Trogoniformes; Trogonidae
Product: phosphatidylinositol 3-kinase regulatory subunit beta-like
Exons: 11
Biological process (GO): phosphatidylinositol phosphate biosynthetic process; insulin receptor signaling pathway
Cellular component (GO): phosphatidylinositol 3-kinase complex
Molecular function (GO): 1-phosphatidylinositol-3-kinase regulator activity
Source: RefSeq, a predicted model, not a curated record
CCGCUCCAGAACACGCUCACCCUGCAGUUCCUGCUCCGGCAUCUGGGGAAGGUAUCACAGCAGGCCGAGAGCAACAACCUUCACCCUCGGGCCCUGGGAGAGAUCUUCGGCCCCCUUCUCCUCCGGCUGCCUGGCGCCAGCCCAGAGAUGAGCCCUGACUUCUCCGUGCUGUUUUUAGAGAUGCUUCUGCAGACAAAGGAGUUGGAGCCGGAACAGUUGCCUCCAGCCUUGCCUCCAAAACCUCCUAAGCCAAAGCCCAGCGCGGCCAGCUUGGCCAACGGGAACAGCGUGCCCUUGCAGGACGCUGAGUGGUACUGGGGUGACAUUUCCAGGGAGGAGGUGAACGAGAAGCUGCGGGACACGCCAGACGGUACCUUCUUGGUGCGCGAUGCCUCCAGCAAGAUCCAGGGAGAGUACACGCUCACGCUCAGGAAGGGAGGCAAUAACAAGCUGAUCAAGGUCUUUCACCGGGAAGGCAAGUACGGCUUCUCAGAGCCCCUGACGUUUGGCUCAGUCGUGGAGCUCAUCACCCAUUACCGGCACGAGUCGCUCGCCCAGUACAACGCCAAGCUGGACACCAGGCUGCUCUACCCCAUCUCCAAGUACCAGCAGGACCAAGUGGUAAAAGAGGACAGCGUGGAAGCUGUUGGGGAGCAGCUGAAGGUCUAUCACCAGCAGUACCAGGACAAGAGCUGGGAGUACGACUUGCUCUACGAGGAGUACACGCGCACUUCCCAGGAGCUGCAGAUGAAGAGGACGGCAAUCGAAGCCUUCAACGAGACGAUCAAGAUCUUUGAAGAGCAGUGUCAGACGCAGGAGAAGUGCAGCAAGGAGUACAUCGAGCGCUUCCGCCGGGAGGGUAACGAGAAGGAGGUGCAACGGAUCCUCAUGAAUUCGGAGAAGCUCAAGUCUCGCAUCACGGAAAUCCACGACAGCAAGAUGAAGCUGGAGCAGGACCUGAAGAAACAAGCCUCGGAGAACCGGGAGAUCGACAAACGCAUGAACAGCCUCAAGCCAGACCUCAUGCAGCUGCGCAAACUGCGGGACCAGUAUUUGGUGUGGCUGACGCAGAAAGGUGCCCGGCAGAAGAAAAUCAACGAGUGGUUGGGCAUCAAGAACGAGACGGAGGAUCAGUACUCCAUGAUGGACGACGAGGAGGAGCUGCCCCACCACGAGGAGCGAACGUGGUACGUGGGGAAGAUCAACCGCUUGCAGGCGGAAGAGAUGCUGUGCGGCAAGCGGGACGGCACCUUCCUGAUCCGCGAGAGCAGCCAGAAGGGAUGCUACGCCUGCUCCGUGAUCACCCCGCUACGCAUCACUGUAGAGCUGGGUUCCCAGUUCCUCGGUGCUACAGUGUUGGUCACAGCCUCACCCGAGUGGCCGCCGAGCGCUGCCGUGGCCGAGGAGCUCCCUGCCUGGAUGCUGGAGGACGCUCCGCUACGCGUGUUCGUUCUUCGCUCUCGCUUCCCUCAGUGA